Molecule: messenger RNA, 3281 nt
Organism: Polypterus senegalus (gray bichir)
Lineage: Eukaryota; Metazoa; Chordata; Cladistia; Polypteriformes; Polypteridae
Gene: klhl5
Product: kelch-like family member 5
Exons: 11
Coding region: 97-2271 (724 amino acids)
Molecular function (GO): protein binding
Source: RefSeq, a predicted model, not a curated record
GAGAAUUGUAGUGUGAACAUUUGCUUAUGUGCAGAACAAGUCUUUUCCAGUACAGUUAGUACUCUUGUCUACACUACUGUUGGUCUUAGUGGAGCCAUGUCAGGCUCCAGAAAGGACUUUGAUGUGAAGCAGAUCCUGCGAAUUAGAUGGAGGUGGUUCAGCCAUCCCACGUCCCCCCCUCCAGCCAGUGCAGGAGAAAGCCAACAGUUAGGGGAAUUUUGCAAUACUGGGGCAGUGGGGAGUCCCUCUGACAACAGUAACAACAGCAGUGGAAGCAGCAACAGCAGCAGAAAGUUUUUGGACCAGGGGAAUCUACCUGUCCCCUUGGCAUCAAUUGGCUGGCCUCGCUUAUCCCGACCUGAUGACUGCUUGAGCUCACCCUUUUGGCCGACCUCUUAUCCCCCUGACCCCUCUACAUUUAAAGUAACGGAGGCCUGUGAGGGAGCACGUGCACUGGAUGUGAACGAAGCCGAUGAAGCAGGAGGGAGUGAGGAAGAGAACGAAUCGGACACCAGUUCUUGCAGGACAUCCAAUAGCACCCAGACCCUGUCCUCAUGUCAGACCAUGGAGACAUGUGCCUCUGAUGAAUACUUUCAAGCUUUAAACCAUGCAGAACAGACCUUCAAGAAGAUGGAGAACUAUCUGAAACACAAGCAACUGUGUGAUGUAGUUCUGGUGGUUGGAGACCGAAAAAUCCCAGCUCACAGGUUGGUCCUAUCUUCUGUUUCCGACUACUUUGCUGCUAUGUUCACCAGUGAUGUGCGUGAGGCAAAGCAGGAAGAAAUUAAGAUGGAAGGUGUGGAUCCUAAUGCUCUGUGGGCUCUUGUACAAUAUGCCUAUACAGGUCGCCUGGAGCUGAAGGAAGAGAACAUAGAGAGCUUGCUUUCAGCAGCCUGCCUCCUCCAGCUGUCCCAAGUUGUGCAGGCGUGCUGCAGAUUCUUGAUGAAGCAACUGCAUCCUUCAAACUGCCUUGGAAUUCGCUCUUUUGCUGAUGCACAGGGCUGCACAGACUUGCACAAAGUGGCUCACAAUUACACUAUGGAGCAUUUCAUGGAAGUGAUAAGAAACCAGGAGUUCCUCCUUCUGCCAUCCUCUGAAAUUUUGAAACUUUUGUCUUCUGAUGAUAUGAACAUUCCCAAUGAAGAGACCAUCCUAAAUGCACUGUUGAGUUGGGUUCGAUAUGAAAUGGCGACCCGGCAGAAAGAAAUGAGCAAACUCCUGGCAUUCAUUAGAUUGCCACUUUUAUCCCCACAGUGUCUGGCAGAUAUGGAAAACAACCCACUGUUUAGAGAUGAUAUUGAAUGUCACAAACUUAUUAUGGAGGCCAUGAAAUACCAUCUUCUUCCAGAACGUCGCCCUAUGCUUCAAAGUCCCAGAACGAAACCCAGGAAAUCUACAGUGGGGGUCCUAUUUGCAGUUGGGGGUAUGGAUGCUACUAAAGGUGCCACAAGCAUCGAAAAGUAUGAUCUUCGUACAAACACAUGGACCCAUGUAGCCAACAUGAAUGGCCGACGGCUACAGUUUGGCGUCUCUGUGUUGGAAGAUAAACUGUAUGUUGUAGGAGGAAGAGAUGGGUUGAAAACACUUAAUACAGUAGAGUGCUACAAUCCAAAAACCAAAACCUGGAGUGUGAUGCCGCCAAUGUCAACACACAGACAUGGACUUGGUGUGGCUGUCUUGGAGGGGCCGAUGUAUGCAGUAGGAGGCCAUGAUGGUUGGAGUUACCUGAAUACUGUGGAAAGGUGGGAUCCUCAAGCACGCCAGUGGAGUUUUGUGGCAUGCAUGUCAAUUCCAAGAAGUACAGUUGGUGUAGCUGUGCUUAAUGGCAAGUUGUAUGCUGUAGGUGGUCGGGAUGGAAGCUCAUGCCUGAAAUCAGUGGAAUGCUUUGACCCCCAUACAAACAAGUGGAUCCCUUGUGCACAAAUGGCAAAGAGAAGGGGAGGUGUGGGAGUAGCAACCUGGAAUGGUUUUCUUUAUGCUAUUGGCGGACAUGACGCUCCAGCUUCCAGUCUAACAUCAAGACUUUCAGAUUGUGUGGAGAGGUAUGACCCAAAGACAGAUACGUGGACAGCAGUCGCUCCAAUGAGCAUUAGCAGAGAUGCUGUGGGUGUGUGUCUGAUGGGCGAUCGCCUCUAUGCUGUUGGAGGAUAUGAUGGACAAGUAUACUUAAAUGCUGUUGAAGCGUAUGACCCUCAGACCAAUGAGUGGACACAGGUUGCACCCUUGUGCCUUGGAAGGGCCGGAGCUUGUGUCGUGGCAGUAAAACUAUAAGCCUGCAGUCAUUUUGGAAUAAGCUGUCCUUAAUAAUCUUAUUGAGCCUCAUUCCGUUUGCUUGUGUGUAUCCCCAAGGAGUCGUGUUUAUAAGCUCACAUUAUGAGGAAAAACAAAUUCCUGAAAAUGAUCAUUUCUUUCUGCACUACAUUCAAAGUCUUUAAACGAUCUUGGGAUUUUGUUUUCACCGCGUGUGUACAAAGGGCUCUAAACUUGCUGGUUAAAUGCUUUGAUUUAUGAGAAAGCCUUUAUGAUUUUGAAUUGAUUUCAUACAAUUCCGUUUUUUUGCCUGCUAUCUCUAGUAGAAGCCAAAGGUCUUUUUUUUUUUUUUAUUUGCUUCUGGCCAUGUAUUAUAAAAUGUUGCUUUCACAUUUCUACUGUGUUAAAAAAAAUCAGAAAAUGUGAACUGUAAAGUCAAGUUGGUAGUUUGUGUAAGUAGUGGUGUAUCUUGGUUACAAGAUGGGAAAAGAAUAUCGUAACUACUUUAAAGAAAAAUUCAGCAUUGGUCGAUAUUUGUACAUUAUAAAGGCAUGUGUUUAUACUUAAAUUUGCACUUUAUUUGCUUUCAAAUAUGAGUGAAAUCUUUUUUAAAUCUUUUUGUAACGUACUUUCUGUUGUCAUGGAUUUUUUACUAGAGACAUUGUUGUUGGACUUGCAAUCACUCAAUGACACUUUUUUAAAUUAGUCAAUUAGAAAAAUACAAUGCAUACAUGUAUUUGCUUCUUUUGCAGGUUUUAUCAUAUCAAAAUCUUUGCAAUUCUCCACAACUCCAAUGUAAUUUAAAUUGCACUAUUUUCAUACUGCACAUUUGGAAAGUCUGACUGAGCACUGCUUACAUUCCCAAAAGUCACAGAGGUCUUUUCUAGCAUUCUUAGAUAGAAUUCACUAUGCACACUAUGAAUGGUUCAUGGGUAGAAAAUACAAUCACAGUAUGACAAAGUUUGGGAACCUCUCUUAAUUCUUUGGAUUUUUGUUUCUCAUUGGCUGAGCUUUCAAAGUAGCAACUUCCU